AUCCCGCUUCUACAACUACUCGCGGGCUGUGCAUGCUGGCUCUUGUAGUCUGUCUCCCCCGCUGGCUCCGGGAGGAGUCGUCCAGCGCAGGAUGUGAGCUCACAGCCGAGAUUGCAGAUGGGCAGGCGGCCACAGGCCAGGGGCGGCACAGGAGUCCUCCCGCCACUCGGCUGAGAGGAGAGACGCCCCCGCGGACGCACUGAGAGUAUGAGGCCCUGGCCUCUGCAGGCCACUCAUUUGUGACCACUUCCACCACGGCAGAGCCUUCCAAGCCUACCUCCUGCCGUGUGGUGAUCUACCUGCAGCGGAAGAUGUCAGGGGACACCUGUCUGUGCCCGGCUUCAGGGGCCAAGCCCAAGCUAAGCAGCUUCAAGGGAGGUGGGCUGGGCAACAAAUACGUGCAGCUCAAUGUAGGUGGCUCCCUGUACUACACCACCGUUCGGGCCCUCACCCGGCAUGACACCAUGCUCAAGGCUAUGUUCAGUGGGCGCAUGGAGGUGCUGACCGACAAAGAAGGCUGGAUUCUCAUAGACCGAUGUGGAAAGCACUUUGGCACCAUUUUGAAUUACCUCCGAGAUGACACUAUCACCCUCCCUCAAAACCGGCAAGAAAUCCAGGAAUUGAUGGCGGAAGCAAAAUAUUACCUUAUUCAAGGGCUGGUGAACAUGUGUCAGACUGCCCUCCAGGACAAGAAGGACUCCUACCAGCCUGUGUGCAACAUCCCCAUCAUCACAUCCUUGAGGGAGGAAGACAGACUCAUUGAAUCAUCCACCAAGCCCGUAGUAAAACUGCUGUACAAUAGAAGCAAUAACAAGUAUUCCUACACCAGCAACUCUGAUGACCACCUGCUGAAAAACAUUGAGCUGUUUGACAAGCUGUCCCUGCGCUUCAAUGGCCGCGUGCUCUUCAUCAAGGACGUCAUUGGCGAUGAGAUCUGCUGUUGGUCUUUCUAUGGCCAGGGUCGUAAGCUAGCAGAGGUGUGCUGCACUUCCAUCGUAUAUGCCACAGAGAAGAAGCAGACCAAGGUGGAAUUCCCAGAGGCCCGAAUCUAUGAGGAGACACUCAAUGUCCUACUCUAUGAGACCCCUCGAGUCCCUGACAACUCCUUGUUGGAGGCCACAAGCCGGAGCCGCAGCCAGGCUUCCCCCAGUGAAGAUGAGGAGACCUUUGAACUGCGGGACCGCGUGCGCCGCAUCCAUGUCAAGCGCUACAGCACUUACGAUGACCGGCAGCUGGGCCACCAGUCUGCCCAUCGUGACUGACAAGACCCUUAGGGAGUCAGGGCACAAGAAGCCCUAUCUGCUACCCUAUGGAGCCACACACUAUUGGCCACCCUGUGUUGCUGCUGCUGCUACCUAGGUGCCUAGUCUGGCUUGUAGAGGUGACAGGCCCUGCCUGGGAGGUCAGGGGGCCUGGCAAGGGAAGGAUCACAUACCCUUGUCCUGCCCUCCUCCCCCCAACACUUCAAAAUCCAUCUCCUUUCUUGCCAGACAGGAUGCUGCCUCUGCUCUGGGGUGAGCUGAUUUCCAGCCUCCUGCUAAGAACAUUCCCCUAGUCCCUUUGAUGAGCUCCCCUUUCCUCUGCUGAAGGGCUCCUUUGGCUGAGGCCCAUAGGUACAGCUUCAUGCUGGGGGAAAGGCGGCUUCUGGUGCUGUGGAGGCCUGGCUUUUAACAGAAAAUGGGGCUUCUUUUUUCCUGGCGUUUAAACACAGGUGUGACCUGUUUUGUUUUUUUAAAAUCUAGAUGUUGGGAUGGUAGUACAUGCCUUUAUGAGCACAGCUAUUUGAGAGGCUAUUUGAGGAUAGCAAGUUCAAAUUCAGCCUAGGAAACUUAGCAAGACCCUCUCUUCAACUUUUAAAAAGGGGGCUAGUGAUGAAGCUCAGUGAUAGAGUGCUUGCCUGGUAUUGGUGAGGCCUGGGUUCAAUCUCUAGUACUAUCCCCCCACCCCCAAUCUAGAAAAUGACUAAUUUUGAGUCUGAGAGACUAGGAGUAAGCAUUUGUUAUUCCAGCAGGGUGCCAGGACCCUGCCUAUGGAACCCCUACCCUCACCUCACUCCCUAGCUCUUCUCAAUGCUUUUAGGAUCUGUCUUUAAAGCACUCUGUACUGUUUGCCAUUUAGGAGACUCAUUCUGCCUUGACCCAGGGCUUUUUCUAACUCUAAUCCCCUCUUUUCCUGCAGAAUCUAAGGAAAGGGAUAAAGAAGCAAUGAUAACCAGGUGUGGGUAGCACAUGCUGUGCCAGAACUCAAAUGCUGAGGCAGAAGGAUCACAGGUUUGAGACUAGCCUAUGCUACAUAGUAAAUUCCAGGCCACCCUGGGCUACAUAGCGAGACCCUGUCUUUAAAAAAAUGAAACUCAACUGACAUGCUUUGGCUUUGCCUAGCUGGCUGAUCAACCCAAAGAAUACCAAGGGAAAGAUGCCCAAGUAAGGACCUGUGGUUUUAAUAGCAUCCCAUCGGAAAAGGCGUUUCACCCCCGCAUCAUGGAGUCACUCACUGAUUCCUUAGAUCUAAGAGGAUUACUUGUUUCGAGUCUCAUCUUUGGGUGCUUUCAGCUCUAAGACGUGAUGUCCUCACAGACUAUAAAACCAAAAGCUGUCAUGGGGACCACCCACACAAGCUGCAGCAGGAAGGCUGUGGAGCCACCAGCUAAGGACAGCAAACUCAGAGCCCCAUGCUGUCAGCAGCCCAUAUAGAGGUGGCCCAGACAGCCAUACCUCUGCCCACCCCAGACAGCAUGUCUUAGUUGGUGUUCUGGUUGUUGGUGUCGGUUCUGCCUGGUAAUAAAUCUUUGAAUACAGAGUAGCAGGGGCAACUUAAGCCUUUUGAAAGGCCCUUAUUUCUUUGGGCUUGACCAUGAAGGUACCAAGCAUUAGACUGGGUGUUGAGUUCCUCUUCUGAGUUUUGGUUUUCUUCUCCUUUGUUCAGCUUGGCCCUCCUAUUUGGAUUCUUUCCAGAGGAAUCCUGUCAUGGAGGGAGCCCAACAGCAGUGUCCUUAGACAGUCCCUCAGGGAGGAGCACAGGUUGUCAGCUUCAUCCCUCUUGACUACUCUUUAUGAUUGCCAAACAACUGCAUACAGCUCAUCCCUCAGAGCCUGUGGAUAGAUGCCAGGCCCAGGGUUGGGCACUCACAAGGACCUGACAUGAUGUAAUAGAGCAGGGAAAAUGGGAAAUGUGAUUUAGUAAUCAGGUGUUUUGUUCAUCACAGUCUUGAAUGUAUAACCAGCUCUGAGAGACUCAUGUUAGGCACCUUGGUGAUCAGCUACGAGUUCUUCCAGCUUCCACUCAAGUUAAGAUGACAAUCCAUUUCUUUGGCCAAAUUCAGGCUUUGGCUUUGAAGCUUUCCCACAGAGACUGGAAUGUUGCAGCCUGAGGCCACUGGCCUAUUUUCUCAGCUGUGUCCUCAAGAAGCCCUUUAAUAUUCAGAUUCCAAGUUCCAACCUGAGGUAUUUCCAGUUUGUUCGUUGAUGCCCACAUCCCUUUUAGCCUCUAGUUGGUGCUUUGACAUUUAGAUCCUCAGCUGUCUCAGUGAUGUCUAGUCUUUGGUCCUGAGAAAGCACAGUACAGCAGUAGUCCUGGGCUGAGGCAUCAUCAUCAUCUCUGACCAAAAACAUCUCCUUGGUCUUAGGGCAAACACUAACACUGAAUUCACUGAAGUGAUCUUAUCUUUUCUUGAACUUUGUGGCUUAGGGGUUUGUAGGAUUUCCCAGUCCCAUUCAUAAAGUAGUUCUCGGCAGGAUUAAUUUUUCAACUAUAAGCAGGAGGGGAAAACACAAAGUAUGGAUGAAGGUCCAACUGGAAGCUGUUAACAGCAGGUACCAGCAGUGGGUUUUGUUGAACUUGGUAUGUAUGUGACUAUGGUCUGCCUGAAGGGUGGCACAGGUCCUGGCAUGAAAGAAUGUUUUAUCACAUCACUGCAACCUUGGUUGCUCACCCUAAGUGAUGGGAACAAACGCUAAUUUCUAAUAAAAUUGUGUUAUGUUGCAA
Messenger RNA from Nannospalax galili (Upper Galilee mountains blind mole rat), 3984 nucleotides. It is a transcript of the gene Tnfaip1, whose product is annotated as TNF alpha induced protein 1. Gene Ontology annotation, molecular function: protein binding; ubiquitin-protein transferase activity. The record is from RefSeq and is a predicted model, not a curated record. Gene Ontology annotation, cellular component: Cul3-RING ubiquitin ligase complex. Lineage: Eukaryota; Metazoa; Chordata; Mammalia; Rodentia; Spalacidae. Gene Ontology annotation, biological process: proteasome-mediated ubiquitin-dependent protein catabolic process; negative regulation of Rho protein signal transduction; protein ubiquitination. Bases 312 to 1262 code for a protein of 316 amino acids. The transcript is spliced from 7 exons.